Messenger RNA from Necator americanus (New World hookworm), 294 nucleotides. RefSeq lists its product as uncharacterized. Lineage: Eukaryota; Metazoa; Nematoda; Chromadorea; Rhabditida; Ancylostomatidae. Bases 1 to 294 code for a protein of 97 amino acids. The transcript has a single exon. The record is from RefSeq and is a predicted model, not a curated record.
AUGGUCUCGCGUGAACGGUUGCCGUCAAGGAUAUCAUCACGGGAGACGAGUGUUGGGUCUUCCAUGAUAACGACGAGGGGUUCAGCUGAAACGACAGCCGAAACCAAAUCAUUACCAUCCAAAGGUUCUGAGAUUCGCGAGGAAUGCUGUGGUGGAAACUGCUCCCCGCCGACCAGACGUUCGAUGUCAAGAACUGCAUUCUGUGCUGUGAGUUGGCCACCGCAAGCAGAGAAAUGCAACCGAGACGUGCAGCUGCUACUCGGCACCAACUUGAGCCUUGGAUUGAUAUUGUAA